Molecule: messenger RNA, 2288 nt
Organism: Sorghum bicolor (sorghum)
Lineage: Eukaryota; Viridiplantae; Streptophyta; Magnoliopsida; Poales; Poaceae
Product: heterogeneous nuclear ribonucleoprotein R
Exons: 9
Coding region: 454-1929 (491 amino acids)
Cellular component (GO): nucleus
Molecular function (GO): mRNA binding
Source: RefSeq, a predicted model, not a curated record
CUCCCGUUCCCCUCACGUGCGGCGCGACCGCCACCGCCGCCGCCAGCCGCCGCCGCCGCCGCCCUACGCGAGGUGACCAGGUCUCCAUCAUCUUCGGCGCCCUUAGCCGGCGAAGAGCACCCACCAGCCAGUUAUACAUCAGAUAGCAUCGUCUUUGCUUGCCCUCUUUUGCAUGCUCAUGCGGCCGAUGCUAUCGCAUUCUUGAAAGCCUUCCAUGCUGCCCAUCUGCGCAUACUGCUAUUUCUGCAUUUGUGCCUUAACAGCCGCUUACUCUGGGGUCCCAUUUCCCACUUGGAUGCCCAUGGCUGAACCAAAUUGCAGAUUAUUUUGUAUCAUUUUUUCUAGCUGUUUCUGUUUUUUUUCUUCCUAUCCAUACAUCAUCACUUUUCUCCCCCAAUAUUGUUGGUUCCUGUGCUCUUUCCAAAGUUUCCUUGGAACUUUAAGCUUUGGAAGAUGCCGAGGUGGACAGAAAAUGCUGCUUCCACACAACCAGCUGAAUCGGUCAAACAACAAGACCAUUUGGAGUUUGAUGAUCCUGAUGAGGUAGAUGAAGAGGAAGAAGAAGUUGAGUAUGAAGAAGUUGAGGAGGAGGUCGACUAUGAAGAGCCAGAGGACGAGUAUGAACAAGCUGAAUUUGCACGCCAAGUUGAUGCUAAACAUGACAGUAAAAUGGUGGAUGCUGAUAGGGAUGAGGAUGAAAAAGAGAGUCAUGCUGAACUUCUUUCUCUUCCUCCUCAUGGAUCUGAAGUUUAUGUUGGGGGCAUAUCUUCUGAUGUCUCUUCUGAUGAUCUCAGAAAACUCUGCGAGUCUAUUGGAGAAGUAGUGGAAGUGCGAAUGCCAGGAAAGAGUGGUAAGCUGUAUGCUUUUGUCAAUUUCAGAACUAAAGAGCUGGCUGUAAAGGCCAUCCAGAAGUUGAACAAUAAAGAUCUAAAGGGAAAGAAGAUAAGAGUUUCUUCCUCCCAGGCUAAGAACAGGCUGUUUAUUGGGAACAUACCCUAUAAAUGGACAGAGGAUAUUUUCAAAGAAGCAGUGGAGGAAGUUGGUCCUGGAGUUGUAAAAGUUAAUCUCGUGAAGGCACCACGUUCAGAUACGAACAAGGGUUAUGGCUUUAUUGAAUACUACAACCAGGCUUGCGCAGAGUAUGCUAAGAAGAAGAUGUCUACCCCAGAAUUCAAACUAGAUAAAAAUGCCCCUAAUGUCAGCUGGGCAGAUACUAAGAAUGGCGGUGAAUCUGCCUCUACUUCACAGGUUAAAUCACUAUAUAUAAAAAACCUUCCCAAGACUGUUACUCAAGAGCAACUGAAAAGGCUAUUUGAGCACCUUGGAGAAGUUACAAAAGUUGUUAUUCCUCCUGCAAAAGCUGGUCAUGAAAAUCGAUAUGGUUUUGUUCACUUCAAAGAACGAUCCAUGGCUAUGAAGGCUCUAAAGGACACUGAGAGAUACGAACUUGAUGGUCAUCUGCUGGAUUGUUCACUUGCAAAACCUCUUGCUGAAAAGAAGGAUGAUACGACAUCAGUACCUAAAGGAGGUCCAUUGCUCCCAAGUUAUACCCCACUUGGAUAUGGACUGAUGGGAGCUUAUAAUCCACUUGGAAAUGGCCUGGCAGGCGCUUACAAUCCACAUGGAAAUGGAGUGGCAGGUGCUUAUGGUGUGCUUGGUGCUCAAGCCGCACAGCCAAUGUUGUAUGUUCCAGGUGCUCCUCUAGGUUCAACUAUGAUUCCAAUGGUUCUACCAGAUGGUCGUCUUGUAUACUUACCACAGCCUGCAGGGCAGCAGACUGUGCCUAUGACUUCGCCUCCGCCACAGAAAGGUGGUCGUCAUAAUGGUGGUAGCACUGGUGGUGGAUCCAGCUCUGGUGGAAGGCGACAGAGGGGAGAUGACAGUGGUAGUAGUAACAGCAGCCGUAGGGGUCGGUACCGUCCCUAUUGAUGUUUGCAGUGUCUCUGUUAGCGCUUAGAAGUUAGAACCUAGUAGGCAUUUAGAGUAUCUCAGCUGCAGUACAACCAUGCAAAGCUACCAACUAAUGCUGGAAACCGUACUUUCUAGUAGUUAUUUUCGCUGCGCGUCUCGUGUCUGUAACACAAGCUGCUGUUGUGAGAAUAAUGACAGUGCAAAGUGGCAGAUGUAAUCUGGGAUGCAGUGGUAAUGUACCUGCUGUUGUAAGAAUAAUGUAUCUGCCAACUGAAACAUUGCUGCGCAAGAGGAUCUCGGGACUCGGGUGGCCCCUGGUGCAAUCAUUCUCAAGUAAUCUUUACCAUCGUGUUUGCAUAUAGAACUGGAUGGGCAAA